This is a messenger RNA of Nymphaea colorata (pocket water lily), 1380 nucleotides long. RefSeq lists its product as uncharacterized. The coding region runs from base 81 to 878 and encodes 265 amino acids. Gene Ontology annotation, cellular component: mitochondrion. The transcript has 8 exons. Gene Ontology annotation, biological process: translation. The record is from RefSeq and is a predicted model, not a curated record. Gene Ontology annotation, molecular function: ribosomal large subunit binding. Lineage: Eukaryota; Viridiplantae; Streptophyta; Magnoliopsida; Nymphaeales; Nymphaeaceae.
ACUCCUUGUAGCAGCAGCUCCAUCCAGCGCUUCUUCCUCUGUGUUCUAUGAGACUGAAGUGAAGAAUAGGGAGAGGAUCCAUGGCUACUGCAACUGUUCUCAGGCGCACAUUGACUUCUAGAGCUCAUAUUCUUCGUUGCUCUCGUUUUUUGGGUGGUGUCCGCUCUUCCUCGUUCAUUUCUUACCAUUCCAUCACCAUUCAUCAUUCCGUUCAGAAACACGAAAUCUCCCAAUCGAGUGCUUUCCUUCAUAGGGAUUUCCAGAGGGGCUUCGCCAAAGGGAGGAAGUCAAAAGAUGAUAAUGACACAGUUGAAGUAAUACCGGACAUUGGACCAAGUGUCAGACCUGCUGCUUCUUUACAGAUGGAAGCUGCAAUAGAUGCACUGUCACGAGAAUUAAGUAAACUGAGAACUGGAAGGGCUUCAGCGGGAAUGCUGGAUCACAUCAUCAUAGAAGCACAUGGGAUCAAGAGUCCUCUAAGUCAUCUUGCUGUUGUUUCUGUUAUAGAUGCACAUACUCUUUCUGUGACCCCAUAUGAUCCUGAUUCACUAAAAGAGUUAGAGCGUGGCAUUGCCUCCUCUCCACUGGGUCUAAACCCAUCAAUUGAAGGUCAAAGGCUCAUUGCAGCUGUUCCACCUCUCACAAAGGAGCAUGUACAGGCCAUGUGUAAGAUUGUAGUGAAAGCUUCUGAAGAUGUCAAACAGAGCAUUAGAAGGGCAAGGCAAAAGGCAUUUGACACUAUAAAAAAAGCAUCAUCAAGUAUGCCUAAAGAUGAUGUGAAAAGGCUGGAAAAAGAGGUUGAUGAGAUGACGAAAAAAUUUGUCAAAUCCGCGGAGGAUAUGUGCAAGGCAAAGGAGAAGGAGAUUAAGGGGAGUUAGCCGCAUGAUCACUUUUCUAGCAGGCAAAAUUAAUCUGUUGGAGAGGACAUUCUUAGGAUGCUCAAAGCCUAUGUCUUUCCAAGCCGGCAGAAACUUUGAGAAGCUGGAACUCGAGGAUACUGAAAACUUGGAAAGUUGGGGUGCGGAGAGGUUACGUUGACAAAAGAAAGAUUCUGUAACGUUUCCAGUUUUGCUCAUAGGUUCGAGCUUAUUUUUUGACAGGAGAGAGGGAGAGAGACUCCAGAAUUCAUAUUUUGCGUUAAGGACAUCAAUUGGGUCUCACCUACCUUAUACAAAGUCAGAUGGUGCUUGAUGAGCCUUGAAGAGCAAAGUUCAUGUGUUUCUUCUGCACCGAUCUUUUAAACACUAUGUUGCAAGACCCGUCCUUUUUUCUUUGUUCUAUGCGCGUGGGUGUCGUUGGUCUGGUGAAGUCGUAUGGCCUGAAAUUGGUGAAAUGUGGUUGUGCUAUUUAAAAGAUCCGACAGGAAGCUGUUCUGAAGCA